This is a messenger RNA of Pocillopora damicornis (cauliflower coral), 3135 nucleotides long. Its product is annotated as transcription initiation factor IIB. Gene Ontology annotation, cellular component: transcription preinitiation complex. The record is from RefSeq and is a predicted model, not a curated record. NCBI's taxonomy places the organism in Eukaryota, Metazoa, Cnidaria, Anthozoa, Scleractinia, Pocilloporidae. Gene Ontology annotation, biological process: transcription preinitiation complex assembly; DNA-templated transcription initiation. Gene Ontology annotation, molecular function: TBP-class protein binding.
GCUCUUCGUUUGCUCGACGUCGUACCACACUGUAAGUCUCAUUAAUCGAUUGCGAUCCACAAGCCUGCCGUAAAAAUGCCAUCAAAGUGCCCCGUUUGCAACAGAGAGGCAGUUGAUGUAGAAGAAGGAGGAGAACUAGUUUGUACAGAGUGUGGAGCUGUUGUGGAGGGUAGAGUUUUCAACUUUGAUGUUGAUCGUCAAAAUGGCUACACCGCCAUGACAGCUGAUGGUACGGCAAAGUUUGAUGGACGUUACGAUCUACCAAGUACAGUAAGGCAGCGACUACCGACAAGCGACACUUCAGUUUCUAAAAAGCGACUUCAGAAGUUCCUGUAUGAGCUUGCAAAGCGCAUGAAUCUUCCGAACGAAACUGUAAAGGAAGCAAAGGAUUUUCUCUUAACUACUGUAACAUCAAAAAUUAAAUCAGGAGAAAUUCGACAUAUAAGUCGUCACAGAGACAUUCUUACUGCGAGUUGUCUGUUUAUCGUUUGCAGGAGGAAUCACAUGCAAAUAAACUACAGACGUAUGGCCGAGAUCGCGCAAUGUAACAUGUUUAGUCUCGGUAAAUCGGUGAAAAUCAUUUUAAAAGCUCUCGAUCUUCAAUUGGAGCCGAUUGGAACUGAGUCUUCGCUAGGAUGUGUUCUUGCUCAGUUGGAUGUCGAGGAUAAGUCUGCUGAGAAGACCUGCUUUGAUUUGUUUCACAUUUUUAAGUACUUCAGUCUGGUCGGCGAGAGAAAUCACUUUGCCUCUGCUAUGGCUUUGGUUCUUAUUGUACUGGAAGGUAAAAGAAUCCCUCCGCGCAAAGAAAAGAUUGCAGAAGUGUUAGGCAAAAAUUCUGUGACAGACACCCAGCUGAAAUCACAAUCAAAGAAUACCAGAAGGGGUUUAAUCGAACUGGCAAAAGAUGUACCCUGGAUUCCAAAAUCACUUAAGACGACUGCCAUUGCUAGGCAUAUUGAUGACAUUGUUGAUUUCCACAAAAACUGUGGAAAGAUGGAUUUGUCUGCAGUUAAGUCUCUAUAUAUGAAGAGGAAAGAACUUGCACAAAACAAUCGUAAGAGAAAGAUACAGAUGGCUAAAGCACGCAUAGACAAGGAAAAAAAGCAACAGCUUUGCAGCUCAAGGGAAGACAGUUCAUCUACUACUGAUACCCUGGCUGAUCUUUCAGGUCCAAGCAGUUCUUUAACUAACCAAAGUAAGGAUGGUGGUGUAACAGGGGACCCAGUAACACACAAUUUGCAUGUUGAUGGUGUUGACAGAGGCCAGCAGAGUACUUCUGCAGAUGCUCCAGAGUUUAGCAUGGACAGUGAGUUGGAUGAUAAUGAUACCUUGAUAGAAGGCCUGUUGAGGAGUGGCUACUCUGAGGAAGAGUUGAUGGAUGGUUAUUUUGAAUCAAGAAUGGUUGAUCUUCAGGGCAGCUGUGACCCUGAGGGGGAGAGAGAAGAUCUGGAUGAACUUGAUAUCAGUGAGUCUGAUAUGCAUCAUUAUUUGAAGUCUGUUGCUGAAGUGGAACGAAUAAGGAAUCUUCAGAAAGAUGACUCUCAUCAAGCAGAAGGACAAAGUCAGUAAAAGACAGGCUGAAAUAAUCAGUGAAAUUAUCAUUUAAAGACAGUCCUCGCGACUUUCAGUUUAUCUAUUUAUUGUUUAGCAACUAGAAUUGACAGACGGUCCUGCCUUAAUUUGAGUGCAGGAAAUGUUGACAUGCCUAUUUUGUGUUUCAUGUGAAAUUCCUUAUGUCCUCAUGCCCAUUUGGCAUUUUGCCAUGUUACUUGUUAUUCUUUUUUCAUUAAUAAGUACAGGCUGUGGUCUUAUUAGUGAAGGGGUUUCAAAAUAUGUUAGCCACCACUGGAGUUCUAUCAGCAACUUUAAAAUGUAUUGCCAGUUUCUCUGGUCAAAAUAAUUACCUUUUGGCACUUAAUUUACUUUUCAUUGUCACCUACUUUUGCUGAGUGAGAUGCUUCAAAAAAUUUUAAAAAACCCCUGUUAGGGCUGAGUGGCAAUUGAAAAUAACAUGAAAUGGUGACUGAAAUACUCUGGAGAUUUGAUGCUUUCUCCUCAAAGAAGUCCAAUUUUCAGAGAAGACAAUCCCUUGUGUACAAUCACAUGAUUUCUAUUGGGACAACAAAACAAUCAGAUGAACAAGAUCUAUAAUAACCCUUCAAUGGGAGUGACCAAGAGAGAAUUUCUCCGUACAAUAUCAAUACAAUAACAAGCAGAAAUGUAAUGAGAAUAAAGAAAGAUAUAAAUUAGGGACUUAUAAGUUGAUCCAAUACCAAGUUCUCCAAAUUAACACCUUGAGAAUUGUAUGGCAGGCAGCAAGGAAAAUUUCUAAUGAGAUCUUCAGAGUGAAAGGGUUAAAUUUUUGUAACAUGGACGGAACUUUGUAACAAGCUAUACUUGAAACUGCAAGGUUAUUUUGAAUCAUGAAUGACCGGAGGAGACUAUCCAACUACAGUUAACCCUUUAGCUCCCAGAAGUGAUUCACAUGUAACUUCUCCCUACAAUAUUCAUCCACCGUCCAGCAAACUGGUAUUGAGAGUACUCAAUUAUAUCAGGUAAAAAUUGUUAUCCUGAUCUAACACCAAAUUCUUGCAACUAGUUUACAAGGAAAUGAGUAGCAUCUAUAGGGGAGAAGUAACGGUCAGAUCCUGGCAGUUAAAGGGUUAAGUGAAACUUUUGCAUAUAAUGCACAGGACUCAUUUCACUGGGAUAUAGAGCCAAGUUUGAAUGCAAACGGAAAAGAGCACAAUUUGUUCCACAGGCAAACCCCUCCCAUACAAGAUUUUUGGUAGUUACGGAGGAUAUAAAAUUUACCCAAACUAGGAAGAACAACACAAUGGACAAGAAAAUAUUUUGCUUUAUUGCUACAGUGUAUUUUCAUCAUAAAAAGUACAUUCUUUCUAACUAAAAUACUGACACCUCCCAAGGUUAAAUAAUUCUAUUACUGGAAAACCUAUAAAUUAAAUUAUUUUUGUGAAAUUUCACGAUAACAGCAUAAUGUGCAAUCCAUCACCUAAACCAUCUUGACCACACCUUUGAAUGAUUUACUUAGACUGGAUAUUUUUAAUUAAAAUUGGAAACCUAGAGUUCAAUUCUUGAAAACAUAAUGUAAGUGAUGCCCAAGUAAUAGCACAA